UGCGCUGCGCAGCGCGUCCUCCGGACUCCCUCCCGCCCCGGGCCGGCACUUUCCUUGUAAGUUGCAGCGCAAGUUUACCCGCGGCCGGCAACGGGGGCGUCGAGACUCUCCCUCGCCCUCGGCCGGCUGGGCUUCUCCGGAGCGUAUGGGCGCGGGUCAGGCGGGCCCGGGGGCCUGAGCGGCCGCGCCGCCUCUGCGCCCUGCGCCAUGGAGGGCGCCGAGCCCCGCGCGCGGCCGGAGCGCCUGGCGGAGGCCGAGGCUCGGGCGGCCGAUGGCGGGCGCCUGGUGGAGGUGCAGCUGAGCGGCGGCGCCCCUUGGGGCUUCACCCUGAAGGGCGGCCGGGAGCACGGCGAGCCGCUGGUCAUCACCAAGGUCGAAGAAGGGAGCAAAGCCGCGGCCGUGGACAAACUGCUGGCCGGAGAUGAGAUUGUGGGCAUCAAUGACGUCGGCCUGUCUGGAUUUAGGCAGGAGGCCAUCUGCCUGGUGAAGGGGUCGCAUAAGACCCUGAAGCUGGUGGUGAAAAGGAGGAAUGAGCUGAGCUGGAGGCCACACUCCUGGCAUGCCACCAAGUUCUCCGACAGCCACUCUGAGGCAGCUGCACCUCUGUUCCCCUGCCCCUCUCGGCCGAGCCGGUACCACGCCAGCUCCUCCUCCCAGGACCUGUCGGGCGGCGCCUGGGAGCCAGCGAACCUGCAGCGCACCUCCGACCACUUCAGCUCGCUGGGGAGUGUCGACAGCCUGGACCCGUCCUCCCAGCCCGACCCGUCGGGGCGCCUCUCGGCGGCCAAGUCCAGCAGCAGCAUCGACCGCUUGGGUGGCGCCAGCAAGCGGGACUCAGCUUACGGCUCAUUCUCCACCCGCUCCAGCACGCCAGACCACACCCUGCCCAAGGCGGACGCAUCCUCGGCCGAGAACAUCCUCUACAAAGUGGGCCUGUGGGAGGCCUCCGCUGCAGCAGACAGCCGGCCGGGCCCGACGGCCGGCGACCCUCAGCGUGCCGAGGAGCCCCUGGGGUGCUUCCCGUCCCGGGUCCCUGAGGACGGCCCCGAGCCCAAGCUAGCUGCUUGCGGGCGGUCCAGCUCAGGGCCUGUCUGGUAUGUUCCAGAUAAGAGACGAGCCCCUCCGUCCCCUCCCCCGCCGCCUCCCCCGCUCCGCCGAGACAGCUUCGCUGCCACCAGGAGCCACGAGCAGACCCAGGGCCCCACGUUCUCAGCAGACGCUGCCCCCGCACAGCCCUUGCCGGGCCUAAGCCGCGUGCAGCCCCACGGCGACGACUGGAAGAGACCUGAGCCUGCUGAUCAGCCGUCGAGGCCGGCCCGCGGGGGCGAAGGCUGGAGAGCCGCGAGCUCUUUGGGCUGCAUGCCCGGGGUGCACCUGGACUGCGGGGGGCCGGCCUGCGACAGCGGGGCUCGGGUCCUCCUGGGGGCCCCCAACCGGCUGCAGGCUUCUCUCUCCAGCACCGACGUGCGCCGCCCGCAGCCCUCGCCUGCGUGCCAACACCCGCGCCACUCCAGCGACGAGGGCCCCUUCCGCGAGGGCCCCAGGGCCGCCACGUGGCUUGGGGAGCCCUUCCCCGCUGACCGCCUCGCGGACGACAGCCCUGCUGCCGUUGUUGUCGGAGGGCCACGCGCUGCCGACCAGAGGGGCGACUCUGGCGCACAGAGCCGCUACUAUUGCGUGAUGUCCAGACCCGGUCCCCAGUGGGGCGCCCCGGCCCCCCAGCCCCGCUGCUACCCGUCCCGGCUGGAGGGCGCCCCGGGCGCACGGCAGAGAAGCAGGGCGGAGCCGGUGGACAGGGCACCGGAGGACCCACCAGGGGCCGGCCUCCUGGACAAACGCGAUAGGAAGAGGGUGGUGGGCAGCCUGGAAGACGGGGGCGGUGAGAUCUGCCCCCUGCAGACGCCCAUGCUGCACUCGCUGAGCCGGGAAGGGGCGUGCCGGCCUGAAACUGGCCACGAGGACGCGGCAGCAACGCUGCCCGAGGUCCCGGCAGCCAAGCCCCUCCGGAGGAGCGAUCGCUUCGCCACCACCCUGAGGAAUGAGAUCCAGCAGCGGCGAGCCAGGCUGCAGAAGAGCCGGAGCACGGCCACCUUGGCCAGCUCUGCGGAGGAGGAGGGGGAGGAGGAAGACGAUGUGGAGACGGAGGCGCGCGCCUCCGGGGCGCAGCCAGUGGCCGACCCGGAGACCGCCUUCCCCGGCGGCACCUAUAAGGACCACCUGAAGGAGGCGCAGGCCCGCGUCCUGAGGGCCACGUCGUUCCGGCGCCGCGACCUGGAGCCCAGCACAGCGGACCCGGAGCCAGCUCCCCGCGUCUGGGAGGGGGCCCCGGGUGCCGGGCCUCCCUCGCGCGCCCCCGGCAGCAGCGGCGCGCGCAUUGGAAGCCGGAGGCGCUUCACCGCCGAGCAGAAACUAAAGUCCUACUCAGAGCCCGAGAAGAUGAACACGGUGGGGCUGGCGGGGGACCAGCGCCCCGCACCCCCCGACGAGAACAUGCGCACCUUUGCCGACAGGUGGAAGUUUUUUGAGGAAACCAGCAAGCCCGUGGGCCCCCAGCCGGGGCCGAGGCCGGUGCCCUGUGGCUUCCCCAGGGAGAAGCCGGAGAUGCUGUGGACAGCAGGCCCUGGAAAAGAUGGAAAGGCAGGGAAACCCAUCCCGCCGCAGAGGCUGGGCACCUUUGCAGAGUAUCAAGCCUCCUGGAGGGAACAGAGGAAGGCGCCGGAAGCCAGGGGUGCCGGCAGGUACCACUCCGCCGACAACAUUCUCGACGUGGGUGUGGACCAGCAGGAGAGGCCGCAGUACGUCCACGAAAGGUCCCGGUCAUCGCCUUCCACGGAUCUCUACAAGCAGGACGCCUCCGUCGAAUCUCAACGGCAAGCGGGGGACCCGGGGGAGCACACGGAGCUUUCUUUGGUGGCACGGGCCAAGGACAGAGGCCCCACCCCAAGACAAGCAGAUGGUCAGCCUGGGGAGGACUGCCCAGGAGCACCGUGGGACCCCCGGCAAACCUCUGAACCCCCUGGCGCCCAGGAAGGGCCCGAGGUGUCCCGGGAGGCCCGCGGCCGGGCGGGCACCCUCCCUCGCGAUUAUCGGUACCUGGAGCCGCGCGCGCCUCUGGACCCCCCCGCCCGGGGGCAGGAGCCCCGGCCCCUGAGCGCCGCCCUGCAGAGGCCACCGCCGCCCAAGCGCGAGCUCCGGCCACCGCCGGGAGGCGCGCACAGCCGGCCCCGCACCUCGGUGGCCUCCUCCGAGGCAGUGGACACGCGGAGCGCGCGGCGCGCGGAGGAGCCUGCUGCCCGGCCCCGGCGGGAGGCGCCGCUCCCUGCCCCGUUCCGGCCCCUGCAGACCUCCGACAUGGACACCUCGCGCUCGCCGUCGCCUCAGUUUGCGCCACAGAAGCUGACAGACAAGCCCCCGCUGCUCAUCCAGGACGAGAAUGCCGCCAGAAUCGAGCGGGUGAUGGACAACAACACCACGGUAAAGAUGGUGCCCAUCAAGAUAGUGCACUCGGAGAGCCAGCCAGAGAAGGAGAGCCGCCAGGCGCUGGCCCGCGUCCCCGAGCCGCCUCCGCUGCCCCGGGGCCUUGAGCGGGACCAGAUCAAGACGCUCAGCACGUCCGAGCAGUCCUACUCGCGUUUCUGCCCCUACAGCCGCCAGGGCACCGAGCCCCAGCCCCCUGCCAGUGCCCCGGGGCCCCCUGCCAAGGACGACCACGCCUCCCCUCCCGCGCUCAGCUACCUGAAGGCCAAAGACAGGACCGCCGACGACCUCAAGUCAGAGGAGCUGGCCCGCGAGAUCGCGGGCAGGGAUAAGUCGCUGGCGGACAUCCUGGACCCAGGCGUGAGGAUGAGAACCACCAUGGACCUCAUGGAGGGCAUCUUCCCCAAAGAUGAGCACCUCCUGGAAGGCGUGCAGCAACGGAGGAAGCUGCUCCCCAAGGUGCCCUCGCCCAGGAUGGCGGAGGAGAGGAGGGAGGAGACCAGUGUGCUGGCGGCCGCACCCUUGGCCACCAACUCCGCCUACUACAGCACGUCGGCCCCCAAGGCGGAGCUGCUGAUAAAGAUGAAGGACCUGCAGGAGCAGCAGGAGCCAGAAGAGGACUCGGGCAGUGACUUGGACCACGACCUGUCAGUCAAAAAGCAGGAGCUCAUCGAGAGCCUCGGCCGCAAGCUGCAGGUGCUGCGGGAGGCGCGGGAGAGCCUGCUGGAGGACGUGCAGGCCAACAGUGCGCUGGGUGACGAGGUGGAGGCCCUGGUCAAGGCUGUGUGCAAGCCCAACGAGUUUGACAAGUUCCGCAUGUUCAUCGGGGACCUCGACAAGGUGGUGAACCUCCUGCUGUCGCUCUCCGGCCGCCUGGCCCGCGUAGAGAAUGCCCUCAACAACCUGGAUGACAGCACGCCUCCGGGCGAUCGGCAAUCCCUCCUCGAGAAGCAGCGAGUCCUGAUCCAGCAGCACGAGGACGCCAGGGAGCUGAAGGAGAACCUGGACCGCCGGGAGGGCAUCGUCUUCGACAUCCUGGCCAGCUACCUGGGCCCCGAGAGCCUGGCGGACUACGAGCACUUCGUCAAGAUGAAGUCGGCGCUCAUCAUCGAGCAGCGCGAGUUGGAAGACAAAAUACACCUGGGUGAGGAGCAGCUGAAGUGCCUAUUGGACAGCCUGCAGCCGGAGAGAGGCAAAUGAGGGCGCACCCAACCCCCACCCCACCCGGCCCUCCCCGGAGAAGGAGGACGACGCGGAUGGGGUUGGCGGAGUCAUCAGCUCCGGUCCUGUGGAUGCCGCUGAAAACCGUAGCCUGUAUUUACGUCCUAUCGCUGGGGGUCGGGGGAGGGGGGUGUCCUCUCACUGCCAGGUGGCGGUCAGCAAAGUAAUAACUUAUAUGUGUGCGUUUGGAAUGAGUUCUUUAAUUCUUAGGUUCCCUUUUGGAAUGCUGAGCAGAGCGGCUCCCCCCUCCCCUUUGCCGCGGUGGCCCGGCAGCGUCCCCACGUGGCGCCGGGGCUGGGGUGCGCCCUGCGCGCGUACGCACUGGGGUCACCCCCGUGGUCUCCACCGGCCUUGCGUGCAGACGCUGAACCCUGUCCUCCGCGCGGGCAGGAACGAUCGCGUCUCUAGAGAAGGUGCAUGUGGGUCGGGGGUGGGGAGUCGCCUGGUGCGUGAGCUGUCCGGUGGAUCGCGGGAGGCGCCGGGGCUGGGGUGUGCCCUGCGCACGUACGCACUGGGGUCACCCCCGUGGUCUCCACCAGCCUUGCGUGCGGACGCUGAACCCUGUCCUCCGCGCGGGCAGGAGCAAUCGCGUCUCUUAAGAAGGUGCAUGUGGGUCGGGGGUGGGGAGUCGCCUGGUGCACGAGCUGUCUCGUGGAUCGCGGGAGGCGCCGGGCGGCUGUGUUCGCCCGUGCGUCCGGAAGUGUUGCGCCAUUCGUUCUGUCUGUCCUCUAAGGAUGACCCCGACCCAGCAAAAAAAAAAAUCAUGAGGAUGAGUAUUAUUUAUUAAUGUGUUAGAAAGAGAAUAGUUAUCCAUGCGGUUUAAAGACCAGCGGUGAAAUGACGAGCUUUCAGCACGCUGGGUUCACUCAUGGUGAAAUCGCCACUUGCACAGUCUACAUGCUUUAAGGCGCAGGCAGAAGGGACAUACUGGUUUUUGUUCUUCUGGAAUGACACCCGCGUGCAAAUGGUAUUUUUCCUGCAAAGUGAGAUUACUUGGCUGAAAGUGUGUCUGGAAGAUAUGUGCUUGCGAGUUUUGUUUUGAUUUUUUCCUUAAGGCCCCUGAGAUAUUUUCCUCAUUUACUUUCCCCUCGGUGCUCCCCCCGCGCCGCCCCCCCCCCCAAGAACAUUUCUUUGGUGUGUAUAUGAUCGUGGAUUAUAAUUGGCAGCUCCUCUCUUUUUGCUUCUCUGGAUUAAUUAUUGGCAGUGUCAAGGCCGCCGCCUCCAAGAACCCAUGGUUCUGGCUUUCCAGAGGUCCAGGUGGACCAUACGACUCCCAGACCUUGUCUUUCUCCGCCACAGAGUUGACCACCAUCUGUUGCCCGUUUUGUCGUUUGAUAUUGCAAGGUGGUCGAGAGAGUCUGUUCACUAGAAAACACUGUCGGGCUGUUGUUUUCCAGUGGCUGAGUCACGACUAGAAGAUAUCUUGCAGAUCCCCUGUGCUGCAUUUGCAUCCAGAACGUAUAAAGAUCUUUCCAAGUUAACAGCAUGAAAACAGACAGCCCAGUUAAAACAUGAGCCAGAGACUUAAAUAGACAGUUCACCAAAGAGGCUAUAUGCAUGUCAGUGGGCAUAUAGGUGUUUAGCCCCUCGUGGCUUGGUUCUCACGGUCUGAUUUUUAACCUGAUCGUCUGUGUUCCGUCCCAGUUGGGUGAGAUGCCUGCAUAAUGGUGGGAUAAGCCCCAAGAUAACUUCAUGUCGGGGUGAUAUUCAGAGGUCAGAUCAUGUUACUCCUUGUUUCCUCUUAUGCCCGGGAAACGAGUUUUCUGACAGAUGGGGAGAUAGCCCUUUGUCACCGGUGACCGGCGCCUUACCAAAGACAGAAGCACACAAUGUCUUUAAUAUUAAAGGACACUACUCCACACCCACAGAGCCAGGAGGACAAGCUGGACUGGCCCCGGUGAUAUCUCCGCAGCCCUGGUGGGAACCGACCUGGCAGGCUUCAGUGAUGCCGGCAAUAAACAUUCCUUUGGCAGCCCACCCAUGCCAGAGAGAAGGGCCUUUUUCUGCACUUUCUAUUCUUCUUAAAUUAAGCUGUUCCUGACUUGAAAAACCCCUUUUCUGCCAGUGAAGCAUCGUCCUCCUCCCCACGUGCUACGGUCACUUGCUGUGAAAAUGGGUCACGGCGGAAAAGAUAAAGCUGGCUGUCCACGGAUCCCCCGCCCCGCCUUUCUCCCUUGGGGCGACAACCACAGUGAUGUCAGUGUGUUUUGAUUUUCAGAAAGCUUUUAUCUGUGAAUCUUGCCCUUCUCAUACAGUAUUGUGAUCAUUUUGAUGAUACGUCUGUAAAAUGUGAAAAUAGAGUUUAUGCCUGUAUCCAGCUUUUCGGUGUCUUUUGAGAACAUUGUCUUCUACACAGCAAUACACAGGGCUCUGGUAUCCUUUAAACGAAGCCCAUAGAAUCACAACGGUCCUGUCUGUUUCUCCAUCUGCCUCAUAAAUGUCUGGUUGGCGGGGACCCAAAGAUUGCAGUGAGUCAGUGUGCACAACUUUGUAUAUAACUAUAUUACUGCACAUACAAUCUGGUGCUAACCUUUCUCCUAUGGCAUUCCUGUGUGGUGGCUGAUGGCUCACCCCGGGUCAUCACUCAGCUGAGACGUGCUCUCUGUAUCUUGAGGUUGCAGUCAGGGGCCUUGCCGGAUACUUUGAUCAUGCCUUCCACCGUGGAAGAUUUGUACCGAUUUCAUGCUCAACACUUAACACUUACCUCUCAACAGAUCAUCCUGCUUGACCUUAAUAAAAUAAAUGAUAUCUUUCAGUGAA
Messenger RNA from Cervus elaphus (red deer), 7458 nucleotides. RefSeq names its product shroom family member 2 (gene SHROOM2). Gene Ontology annotation, biological process: actin filament organization. Bases 208 to 4677 code for a protein of 1489 amino acids. The transcript is spliced from 10 exons. Gene Ontology annotation, cellular component: cortical actin cytoskeleton; apical junction complex; apical plasma membrane. Gene Ontology annotation, molecular function: actin filament binding. Lineage: Eukaryota; Metazoa; Chordata; Mammalia; Artiodactyla; Cervidae. The record is from RefSeq and is a predicted model, not a curated record.